GGCUAGAGACCAGAAUCAGGAAGUAAAUAUACACUCAAAUGUAGAAACAACGGAACACAUAAAGCAUAAGCAGGCUAUAUGACCGUUUCUAAAAUAUAUUUUGCGGUUUUACAAUGCUCUUCUUUAACACGUUAAUUAAAGAUUAUAUGUGGCAUGUCAGGGCGUUUGCAAUAAAACUAUUAAUUUCUUCACUAUUUUAAAUUUUUCCUGUCUGUAAAUCAUCAUGACAUCUGGAGGAGUUUCUCUCAUCAAUAUGUCAUACUGGGAGAGUGGGAAAAGGAGGAUACGACUCUUGUAUCUUACAAACAAUAACACCUUUAACGUUACUAAACAAUGCACAAAUGAGGAUCAGAUGAUCCCUCUCUUUCUUGGAGCUGAUCUGUUCUCAGACACAGACGUUCGCAGUGAAAACCAACCCAGAUACCACGCGAAAUAUGCUAAACGAGGAUUGGCAACUAAACUGGUUUUCUCAUCAGACUUCAGAUUCCAAGGGCUACGACUUCCCUUUUCCAACAACAGUCUGUGGUUCUAUAGUGUUCAAGGAGUUUUUCGAGUGGCAUUUGACCUAUAUAGCAAACAAGACCAGCUCUCAAUUAUGGAGUCAUUUCAGGAUCUAUGGAAAUCUCGAAUAAAUGACAACAACUUAAACACGACCUAUCAUCUGGGUGCCCAGGACGUUCAACCCCAAAACGACCAAGAGACACAAACAAUUUUGGCAAAUAAUAAAACAUGUACAUCAUACCAAGGCCAUCAACACUCUGACGGAGGGGAAAUGGACAUCUUUCCAAUAACCACAGUCGAGUCAGACAUUUCAUCAUCUACAGAUCAUGACUACUGUUCCUCAACAGAGCAGACGAACUUAAGCCAGUGUCGUUUACUUGCUGAUAAACUUCACAGCCUAGCGGAAAAACUGAAGUUACUUACAAAUAUGGAAGCAGAACAAGUAAACACCACCACAAAGCUCUUGGACUAUGUUGAAUACUCUAUUACGGGGAUGAUUGAAGAGGAAAGACUGACGGAGACUGUGAUGGCACUGCUUCACUCUCAUUUUAAGAGCUACUCCAUCUACUCAAGCAGUCUUUUAAAGGCUGUGGCUGGUUGGCUUGGCCAGCAGUUCAAUGCAGCCAACGGCACCAUUAGCCACCGGGUUGAAGGUUUUAAGACCCAACACAUUGAGCACAUCACGAACUUGCCACCUCCAGAGGAGCUAGCAACUGAACUUUUUCCAGAGGCAAUGCGAAAUCUUCUUGCACACUGGAUGGGUCUGAGUGACGAGGCCGAACACUGGAAACGACACAGCGAAUACCCAAUUUUAUUGCUUAUCCUAGAAUUUGCCAAUCACAAUCUUAUCACUGGGGUGGCCCAUGUAUUGUAUUCCAGUCUAAUAUGCAAAUAAGUGUAAUUGUUUAGCAUAUUAUCACCUGAGAAGCCAUUUUUAUAGUUGUAUAGCUUUUUAACAAAUUAUUCCAAAUAAAUAGUUUACCGUUAACAGUCUUUUUUUCACACAUGUUGAGGGCACAAAUGUAGUAUUUGGUCACUUGUGAAUUUAGGCCAAACUAUUAAGAAUUUAAAAGGAAAAUGGCUAUCACUCGUAGUUCAUAUCUUCAUAUUUUUAACACAUGCUUUUCGCCACGCUCAGCUUAAAAUGUGUUGAAGCGUUAGACAAGAAUGUUUUGGUUUAUCCAGCAUGGUUUAACGAUGAUCAGAGCGACACAGUAUAGCUGGUAAAACAGGCAGUACAUCUCCUAUUUAGUUACAACUGACCUACUAAACAUGGGGAAGAAGAGGCGUAGUGAAAAUAAAAGUUACAAACCUGCAAAGGAAGCUUUACUGUGAGAUGGGAUAUCUCCCUUUUUUCAGAAGGAACCUAAUAUGGAAGAAAUGUCCAUUUUCGAGCGGAAGUAAAUGGACUGCAUUCAUAUAGCGCUUUCAUAGACCUGAUGGCCACCAAAGCGCUUUACAUUUGCCUCACAUUCACCCAUUCAUACACCGACGGCGGUACAUAUUGUAUGCUUUGUUUUGAUCAAAUAUGUGGAUUUGGUAGUUUAACCCUUGCAAUGCAUUAAAGAACUGUAUCUUGUUGCUUUACCAUG
Messenger RNA from Pimephales promelas (fathead minnow), 2093 nucleotides. RefSeq lists its product as uncharacterized. Lineage: Eukaryota; Metazoa; Chordata; Actinopteri; Cypriniformes; Leuciscidae. The record is from RefSeq and is a predicted model, not a curated record.